ACCUCCAACCCAACGAGAGUUUAUCGAAAGUAAGAGCGCUUAUGUAGAUGCUCUCUCAACCGCGACUUGGCAGUGUCUCAGCCCAGCAGAAAGUUGGGCGCGAUUUUUGCUGCGUUUAAGCUCGAACGCGCAAUGUCUCCGUUCUUUGCAGCCUUCUUUUUGCUUGGCCUGUGCGUGGCCAACGCCAUCAACUUCACAACCGUCUACGAGUGGGAUCAAUUCGAUUUCAUCUGGCCAUCGGGAUCAAACAGUUCAAUUGAAGAGAUUAAACAAAAUAUCGAACCGAAGAAUGUUGCACCUAAUAACAUGGCUGUUUUUGGGGAAAGGCUGUUUCUAAGCUUUUAUUAUCUUUCUCGGACUCUCGCCUCAGUGGUGUGGCUGCCAACGAGCGCAGCGUCGACUGCACCUCCAAAGCUCGCUCCUUUCCCAUCCUGGGAUUUCCAUAAGAAAGACAACAACUGCAACACUAUUGAGUGGGCCAGAGGCAUGGAAGCAGACACUGAUGGUCGGUUGUGGGUGCUUGAUCAAGGUAGCAAGUUUUGUCCAAGCAAGCUUUGGAUUUUCAACCUGCUAAACAACGACACAACCGAGCGCGUUCACAAGUUCCCGGACAAUGUCAUCUCUCAUUCAAUUAAUGAUAGAUGGCUCCUUGACAUAGUGAUUGACAAAACGCCAGACGAUGACCUAGCGUACAUCGUUGACACUGAAUCCAUACACGCCAUGGUCGUUUACAGCCGAAAAAUGGACAAAUCCUGGACAGUGAAGACACCAGGGAGAAAAUGGUCUUCCUUGGCCAUCUCUCCUAACAGGGCAGCAAGACAGUUGUACCUUAGAAGAUAUAGUUCCAAGGAACUGUACUCACUGUCUGUAUCAGAGCUGAAGAACGAAGGCGGAAGCGCGGCUGUGAAACUCAUCGGCGAAUUUACUCAUCGACCUUACAGAAUGCUAAUCGACAGCGCCAAUGUCUUGUAUGCCGCCUUUUUCUACCAGAGUUACGUCUCCAAAUGGAACAUUUCGGAGCCUUUUCAUGAGCAGCGAUUUUAUGAGGUCGGGGAACUGGGUGCAUCUUUUCCAUUUACGUUUGCUUUGGACACGACCAACACUUUCUGGAUGACGGAGAGGAAUCAAUCUGUGGAUGAGACAAAGCCUAGGCAUAAACUACUCAAGGCUGUGGUCGGCGCAGGUUCCUAUUAAUUCAGCCCGUCUGCAGUUUCACCGUCCCUUGUCCCUUGAUGUGACCUUGGGACAGCAGGAAAUCGCAGAGUCAUCCACGGCAUCCUUUCGUUACGAAUCUAUCCCCCCCACCUCUUUAACAACCAGAGUCUGCUUAAUUGGAGUCCUCUUUAUCAAUCUGAGGCCACAAAGUCAAUUUCACCGCUCACAAAGCCUAAAGUCUCUCCCGUUCCUGAUCCUUUUGCAGACUUGUCAUUGCGUGGCUGACCCUGAUGAUGAGAAGAAUGUCCGUUUUCCCUGACAGCAAACAGCUUUCGAAAAUAAAAUAAAGUGUGUUGAAUUUUAGUAAAUAGUUUAUUAAAAACGGCAGACUUGAACAUAACGCUAUUAUCGUUUUUCGUCUUUUUUAACAGAAUAAUCUUUAAUUUGUCGGAAUAUUUCGAGUUAAAUAAAAAUAUACAUUGCAUUAUAUCCCCUAAAAA
This is a messenger RNA of Cloeon dipterum, 1655 nucleotides long. RefSeq names its product protein yellow-like. The record is from RefSeq and is a predicted model, not a curated record. The coding region runs from base 133 to 1194 and encodes 353 amino acids. The transcript has 5 exons. Lineage: Eukaryota; Metazoa; Arthropoda; Insecta; Ephemeroptera; Baetidae.